UAAAGUCAACUGAAUUUUUGCCAAGUACAACCGACUCAAUUUGCCAACAAUAAUUUAUUACAGAUACACUUUUCAGACAGAAAAAUAUUAUUCCUACAAUAAUAUGUUGCAAAAUUUUGGAACAAAUCAUAAUAUCGCUGAAUUGAAGCGGUUGAAGUUGAGCGGUGAAAAGUUGCUAAGAAAUUUAAAAUAUUAAUAUUUUUUUAGUGGAAUAAAGUAAUUUAGUUACAAAAACGAUUUGUUUCAAUUUCAAGUGGAGAAAAUGUCAAGUUUUUCAAACAUGAUGACCGUUAGUCUUGUGCUUGCUUGCAUUGCUGCUAUGUCCUACACCGGUUCAGCGGCUACCUUGUCAAAUGAGCUUGAGAGCAGCACGGUAAACGGAACGGAAACAAACAGAAUUGAAACAACGGCCAUAACCAAUCAAAAACAAGCAAAAUUUUCAAAGUUUGCAACUAGUUGUGGAAAUUGGAAAAACGCCUGCAAAUUGAGCAAAAACAAAACUGAUUAUAAAAUGAGUUGUUCAAAAGCUGUGAAGAAAUUGAAGUUUGUGAAAGGUCUCAAAGAUUUUAAAGAAAAAAUCAGCUUCUGCUACAGUUGUCGUAAACACGUUUGCAAGGGAGGAUCGCUUGUUGGAUGAAACAAAA
This is a messenger RNA of Styela clava, 644 nucleotides long. RefSeq lists its product as uncharacterized. NCBI's taxonomy places the organism in Eukaryota, Metazoa, Chordata, Ascidiacea, Stolidobranchia, Styelidae. The record is from RefSeq and is a predicted model, not a curated record.